AUGAAUAGUAUAAAGGGUUCUGCUAAGGAAUUGUUUAAACAUUUAAAAGACGAGCUCAUACAACAAAAUAAUACUUACUCAUAUGAUGAGGACUCUAAUAUAAUUUCUUCUACCAAUUCUAAUGAUGAAGAAUACUAUGAGGACAUAAAAUAUUUAAAAAAAGAACAAUUAAAAGCAUAUAUAUGUAAAUUGAGAAAAGAACUAAGAAAUUAUAAAAUGAGAGAAUUACAUUUACUGAGUGAAAUAAAAUAUUUAAAAAGAAAAGUCACAAGACUCAAUGAUUUGAUAGAACAUGAUAAUAUAUUAUUAAGAGGGAAUAGGAAAGGUAGUAAUUCUUUGAAAUAUUAUGAUGAUAACUAUAGUAAUAAAUCAUAUGAACAAGGUGGAGAAAUGUCUUCUUGUUAUAUGAAAGCACCAGAAGGAAAAUAUUUAAUAAAAAAGAACAAGUUUUUAUGUGAUAGUAAAAAUACAAUUCAUAAUUUUCAUAAAAAACGUAGAGAUUUUUCUAUUAAUAGUAUAAAUGAAAGUAUAAAUAAUUGUCGGAGAAAUAGAUCUAUGUCGAAUACAUUAUUAUAUAAACAAAACAAACAACAAAACAAACAACAAAACAAACAACAAAACAAACAACAAAACAAUCGACAAAACAAACAACAACGUCAACAUCAAGGAGUAAGAGGUUGGGGAUUAGAACUAGGAAGGGAAGAACACAGUAGUAAUAUGUUACAUAAUAUUACAAGUAAAUCUGUUUAUUCUUUAAAGAAUGUAAAUGGAUAUAAUAAUGAUAAUAUUAAUACAAUUCUUUAUAGGAAUAAAUAUAACAGUAAUAAUUCAACAUCUUCUUGUUAUAUUAAUAAAAAUAAUAAUAUUAAUAUGAAAAGAUAUAAUAGUUCAACAUCUUUACUAUGUAGUAAUAAAAAUAUAAACUUAUCAAGAAAAAGUCUUAUAAGUAAUACAAUGCAUAAUAAUAAAACAAAUAAUAUUUUUUCAUCAAAUAGGAGCCUUGCCUCUUUUUCAAAAUAUGAAUUGAAAGAGCAUCUUAUUAGUAACAGUAAACAUAAAAGAAAUAAUUUGUUAACAAAUAAAAUUAACCAUAACAUAACAAGAGAUAUACAAAAUUAUCAUAAGACUCGACAAAGGAUUUUAUCAAAUAAUAAUAUAUCUGAAAAAUCCACAGGCAAAUUGUUAAAUAAAUUGUCUACAUUGAAUAAUAAAAAUAAACAUGGUCAAAAAAUAUUACCAAAGAAUAAUAUUAAUAUAAAAUGUAAUAUCAUGAAUCAUAAAGGUAAUAACACUCCAAAUGAAUGCCCUAGUAAUAUAAUAACAAAACCUAUUUCUAAUGAUAAAGAAAUAAAAAAAAAGAAAAAAAAAAAAAAAAAAAAAAAAAAAAAUUGUUAUGAGGACAUGUUUCAUUUUAAACACCAUCAAAAUAUUUUAAAUAAAAAAUAUACAUCAUCUUAUGAAUAUACAAAAAACAAAACAAAACAAAAUAAAGAAAAUACGAUAAAUAAAAACGUAAAAGGGAUAUCACAUAAAAAAGAAAAUAAUAUUCACUCCUCAGAAGCUACAAAACAUAAUGUGGAACAAAUAAAAAAUGACGCAAAAAUCCAAAACAAUAAUAAUAUAUCAGAUGAAAAUAAUUCAUUUGUGUUGGAUCCAUUGGUAUCUGAUGAGAAUAAGCACCAACAGGAAAUAAAAGAUGUUAAACUUAUAAAUGAUGAUGUUAAUAAAACAUCACCACGUUUAAAUGAACAAACAAAUGUACAAAAUGUUACAAGCGAAAAGAAUAUGACAUACACUUCAAAGAGUAACCAUGAUAGUUUUAUAUCUUCAGAAAAUGAAAGGGUUAAAGAAUACUUAAAUAAAUGUAGAUUAAAACAAAAAAAUAAAAUAAAUACUGAACAAAAAAAAAGUGAGAAACAACCAUCUUUAAAUACCAUAACAAAAGAAAAUAGAAAUAGCAAAUUGAUUGACUUAAAACAACAUAUAGAUAUAGAAAUAAAGGAAAAUUUUAGAAAAGAACUGGAUGAAUUAAAAAAAAGAAAUAAUAAUAUUAUUUUAAAACCUUCCAACUUUUAUAAUUUUCCUAUGGAUACUAGUAGUAGUAAUACUAGUGAUAAUUCUGAUAAUAAUAUAUGCCAUAAAAAAGAAAAUAUGAACGAUAUGAAAUGUACUAAGUAUAAUGUAAAAACAAAUCCUUUAAAGGAAUCAACACUAUUAAAUAUAUCCUUUAAUUGUAUUGAUAAAAGGAUAACCAAUUUACAAAAUUAUUUGAAAAAUACAAAGAGGUAA
This is a messenger RNA of Plasmodium reichenowi, 2289 nucleotides long. RefSeq lists its product as hypothetical. Lineage: Eukaryota; Apicomplexa; Aconoidasida; Haemosporida; Plasmodiidae. The record is from RefSeq and is a predicted model, not a curated record. The coding region runs from base 1 to 2289 and encodes 762 amino acids. The transcript is spliced from 3 exons.